GGGGCGGCCGGGGCGCCGCUGCAGGAACGCCAGCCAUGCGAAAUCCCCAGCGCCGCUCCCCGCCACAUGCCCGAGAAACCGCCACGGCCUCGCCCCUCCAGAGGCAGCUCCGCCGCACGCGCUCGAGCACCGCAGCCGCCGCGCCAGCGCCACCAUGGCCGGCGCGCCGCCGCUGAGGUCGGACCUCGACUUCGCCGACGUCUUCGGCGGCCCGCCGCGCCGCUCGUCGGGGAACGAGCACCGCUCGAGCCGCGGCUCGCUGGACAGGUCGUCGUUCGGGUCGUCCGCGCUCGCCAGGGCGCGGAGCGGGGGAUCGGAGACGCCCGUGUUCGGGGAGCGCGUCAGCUCCGACAGGAGGAGGCAGCUCGGGAAGGACUUCUACAAGGACAUAUUCCCCGGGAACGAGGCGGCGUCGCCCAGACGGGGCGGCGUCGGGGAUUGGGGGGAUGUGUUCGGCGGGCCGGCGUCGCCUGGCUCCACGGCCCACCCGCGAUCGAGCUUCUCCAUGAGGCUCAACAGAGGCACAGACAGUUCAAUGCCUACUUCUCCCUCUCCGCAAACAUCCAACAGAAAUGAUGACGGGACUUCUUAUGAUUACAGUGUUCCGACUUCACCGAAUGAAUCCAUGGACAAUUAUUUAGCCCAAGGGGCACCCCAACAAGAUUCAAGGAAUAAGCCCUUUUCAUGGCAUCGCUAUCCAUUCCUAUCUAGGUUCCGUUCUCAAAGUGGAAAAAAGGAAAACACAUCUAAUUAUGUCAGCUCCAUUGACAGUGAAUAUGAAGGGACUCCUAUUAGCUUGGAAAGUAUUAUGGCUAAUGACAGGUUCCAUUUUUCAUUCUAUAAGUGGGCGGGCAAAGGAGCCUUGUUAGUGCUGCCAGCUACAGCAGGAGAAAACUCUGGAGACAUUAUUGGACUGAGAAACUUUCCUCAAGUUGUUGUGCAAGGCAUUGACCUAGUCGAUGACGAAGAUACCAUGUCGACUGCCACUGGAGCAUCAAAGAGUCAACCAAACUAUGAAGAUUCCAAAUCAGGAAAACAUAGUACAAAUUCAGCAACCAAGGAAGGAGCUAUUCCUUUAUUCUUUGAUGACUACAUGCAAGGAAUGAAACAGGGCAAUGAUUCUACAAAGAAUGACGCUUCAUCAGCUAGCCUGAGCACUAAAAGUUCUCGAUCACCUUCAGGAGAUAAAAGUCGUAGUAGCAGGGUAAAGGAAAAGGUGAAGGGUUUCAUAAAAUUAUUCAGCCCUGAGAGUUCACCGAAGCGCAAAAGAGCACCAGAAACACCAGACCAGACAUCUGUGGGGAAAAAUGGAAGCAAAAGUGAACUGCAAGAUAAGUUUAGCAUUUCCAAUCUGGAGGCCAAGGAGAAUGUUGAAAUAGCCCAAAUGAACAAUCAGAAUGCAUUUAUACCUGCACCUUAUCCAGUGAGUGAUGCGCAAGCGAGGAUAGACAAACCAGUCCUGAUCGAUGAUAGUAAAAUGGAGACAAAAAUGGAUACAAUUUCAGGGAGAAAUGAAGCUGCUUUUAAUGAGUCAAUAAAUGAUGAUACAAAAGACAAAGCAGACACCACAAUAGAUCAAGAUGAAAGAUACAUUGAAGAUCUUGAUGGUUGUGUGGUUGAGCAUGUCUCUGAAUGUCCUGUUCUUCAGGCUGAUCAGGAAAAGGAGCUAAUAAAGAUGUCUGAAUCUAAAAUCCGUGAAUGGUCAAGGGGAAAAGAAGGAAAUAUUAGGUCAUUGCUUUCGACACUGCAAUAUGUCCUGUGGCCUGAGAGUGGAUGGAAACCAGUUCCUCUUGUUGAUAUAAUCGAAGGAGCAGGAGUCAAGAAGGCUUACCAGAAAGCAUUAUUAUGCCUCCAUCCAGAUAAGUUACAGCAACGAGGAGCUGCCACGCAUCAGAAGUAUAUAGCAGAGAAGGUUUUUGACAUUCUACAGGAAUCAUGGAAUGAAUUCAAUUCAGUUACUUUUGGAUAGUAGUAGCUUAAUCAAUUAUUACAAUCAACUCCCAUCACACAGACAUGUUUUCCCAGUGUCUGCAGCAGUUGGUUGGUUGAAACAGCCUAUGAGUCUACGACAAUAUAUAGCAAAAGGCAACUCAAGAGAGUUGCUGUCGAGCGUUAUGAAUUUAGAUGUUACUGCGGUCACAGGCAAUGCUGCCCUCCGCCCUUUGUUGAAAAUAUUCGAUUGUAACAAGUAUAAAUGUAUAAUAUGUAUCUGUUAGGUCUAUUGUAUCCAGAGGCCUGGAAUAUCACACGAGGAAUGCUUCAUGUGCUGGUUUUUCGAUACUGUUGAAGAUCGGGCAAAAAAAUGUUA
Molecule: messenger RNA, 2308 nt
Organism: Panicum virgatum (switchgrass)
Lineage: Eukaryota; Viridiplantae; Streptophyta; Magnoliopsida; Poales; Poaceae
Product: J domain-containing protein required for chloroplast accumulation response 1-like
Exons: 11
Coding region: 155-1969 (604 amino acids)
Biological process (GO): clathrin coat disassembly; clathrin-dependent endocytosis
Cellular component (GO): cytoplasm; intracellular membrane-bounded organelle; vesicle
Molecular function (GO): clathrin binding
Source: RefSeq, a predicted model, not a curated record